GUUGGAUUGUGUUCACAGUCGACCUGCUGGGCCUGUUAAACUGGCGAUCAAGUCCGCACAGUGUGGAGGGCAGCCUCAAACGGCUCAUGGAGGUGGAUGGCGGCGAGAUUGUGAAGUUUUUGCAGGACACCCUCGACGCCCUCUUCCAAAUCAUGAUGGAGGUUUCUGGCGGGGACACGUACGACUUUCUGGUCUUCGAUGCUCUGGUCUUCAUCAUCUCUCUGAUCGGAGAUAUCAAGUUCCAGCAUUUUAAUCCAGUCCUGGAAGCUUACAUCACCAACCAUUUCAGUGCGACCCUGGCCUAUGUGAAGCUGGCAAAAGUGCUGAACUAUUAUGUGGCACAAGCCGAAAACCCAACGCAAACCGAUCACCUUUUUGCGGCUUUGAAGGUGCUGAAGUACAUUUUCCGUUUCAUAAUCCAGUCCCGGGAGCUCUACUUGCGGUAAGGAUGACGCUCUAACUGGCAAAUUGUCAGUCCGUUCCGACAGAUUUCCGUCACCCUCAAAGCCGAGGUCGAACUCAGUGCCUCCAAUGUUGGAUACAAUUGUUAAAGGUCAUUUGUAUUUUCCGUUCAGAGCUUGCCCCUUUGUAUUGGGAAUCCAGCUCUCCCUGCUGCCCCGCUGCUGUAAUGACACCCUCCCCAAUGGUCAACACCAUUAGCGCCUCCUCAGACACCACAGGUUUCUACGUUCACGUGCAGCGAGACCCGGACAAUGUCCAGGCUGACGCAUGAGGUUUUGGGAGCCGAAACCAGAAGGUGGUUAUGACCCAAACAGCAAGUGAUCGGGAAAGAGAGAGGUGCGACGUCCCUUCUAUUCCACUGGCUGCAAGUCAGCCUUGCAGGAGUGGCAGGCAGUGGGGGAGGCCAGAGGGAUAUUGGGCCUCCAUAGCGAGAGGAUUGGACCGCAGGGAUGGAUAGGAGAGACCACACCCUGGGGUAUUGUGUGUGUGUGUCUGUGUGUGUGU
Molecule: messenger RNA, 966 nt
Organism: Chiloscyllium plagiosum (whitespotted bambooshark)
Lineage: Eukaryota; Metazoa; Chordata; Chondrichthyes; Orectolobiformes; Hemiscylliidae
Source: RefSeq, a predicted model, not a curated record